This is a messenger RNA of Onychostruthus taczanowskii (white-rumped snowfinch), 1689 nucleotides long. RefSeq names its product mitochondrial ribosomal protein L40 (gene MRPL40). The coding region runs from base 185 to 589 and encodes 134 amino acids. The record is from RefSeq and is a predicted model, not a curated record. The transcript is spliced from 4 exons. Gene Ontology annotation, cellular component: mitochondrial large ribosomal subunit; mitochondrial ribosome. NCBI's taxonomy places the organism in Eukaryota, Metazoa, Chordata, Aves, Passeriformes, Passeridae.
GGCGGCGGCGGCGCGGGGGCUCCGCGGGGCCCGGCUCAGCUCCUGGCUGCCCCAGAGGGUCCCGCUCCAAGGGAGUCACUGGCAGAGCUCAUUGCUGGGGUUCAGGACAUCCCUCCCUGUGAGAGCACAACCAAAGAAGAAAAAGAAAGUGGAUGUGAAGAAAGAGCAAGCACAGAAGGAGCGUAUGAAGAAAAGGCUUAAAAAGUUGGAAAAAGCUGCCCCAGAACUGAUUCCAAUUGAGGAUUUUAUAACACCACUGAAGUACUCAGAGAGCAACAGGGUGCGAAGCCUUCCCGCUCUUUCUCCUGAAGAGUCUGAAAGAAGAGUUUUACUUUUGAAGAAGUGGUGUUUGUUUAAGCAGAAACAGGACGAGGCAGAAAAGAAAGCAAUCAAAGGCCUUGUCGAAUCUCAGCAGGAGGCGCUGCAGGAGCUGCAGCUGGAAUCCGAGGAGCUGUACCAGGCAGCAAUCCUGAGGGACGAGGGGCUCUUCCCCUUCGAGAGGGACGGGCCCAGUCACACCCCUCCCCUUCCUGGCUACGAUCCCCCCGAGGGGAAGUGCGUUGACAUCACCAAGGUGUACACACAGUGACAGGGGAGCUCCUGCUUCAGCCGCCACCAGGAGCUCAGUGACUGAAGGAAGAAAGAUUGGAGUAAUAAACAAUUUUUCCUGCAGGUUACAACACUGCAGGAUGCGACUGUAAAAAAAUAAAUGAAGUAUCUGUGUGUUUUAAUGACUGUCCAGGUAAUAACACACCUAGCAAAGCUACACGACCUUACAUAGUGGCAAAGCCAAUUUUUUUUAUUUUCUUAUAUUGCUAUGUAACCAUUGUAACUCAGUUUCUGUGGGUUUGCCCUCAUACAAACCAGAUCUCUCUCUAUAUUUGUUUAAACCUUUAUUUUUCAGUUGUGUUGAAUACUGCCACAACACACACCACCAGUCGAGAGCAGUUCCACUAAGGGGCAGUUCCAGGGUGUGCAGCCCACAGGUGAGAAGCUCUUCAAGCACCACAACCCUGGUUCUGGGAAAUGUCUUAAAUGCCAGUGUUUGGGAUUGUCCUGAGCCAGAAAGGAAGAGUCCCAGCCUGGUUCUUUUUCCCCAUUUGGCAGGUCUGGGGUGGGUACCUUGUCCAGAAGUGCUCAAUGCCAGCUGCUAGGGCAAGAGGCCCUCAGAGCUAGAGCAUGCAUGCAUUAAUUUGGAAGGUGCCUGCUGAAAUGAAAUCCUGAAAUGUAAGUCAACAGUAAAAGACCACAACAAAUCAAGCACCUUAAAUUUCCCUUUAAAAGUAUUCAUUAUUUAAAUAACAUUUCAGAAUUUUUGAGCAAGUGCUAAAGUACUGUAGGGCAGAGCUACAGUUGAAUAACUUCAAGAUUAUGUGGAAGGGGGAAAAAAAAGGCAUAAUUCUGAAUUGAGUAUUAUGUUAUUGACCAAACACAGAAAACAGUGUUGUUAAUUUGAUUUGUCUUGGUCAAGUGGUAGAUACCAGUCAGGUGGUGGGCUCUUCCUGAGGUUCCACACUGGAGCAUAUUUCUGUUUUUCCAUAACUCGAGCUCUUUCACUCUUGCACAAAGCUUCCUGAAAUACAGGAAAAAAAAAUAUUACCAUAGUAGUGUUGGAUGUUCCAGUCAUCCAGAGCUGAUUUCCUGCUGUGAACAUCUGAGAUAAAAGAAAUAAAAAUUUAUCAUGCUUAA